UCUAAUGUUUUUAUUUCCCCCCUAAUCUUUAAAAAAGCUAAAGAGUGUAAUGGCAAGAUGCACAACUAAGGUGUAUAAUCUUUAAGUACUUAAUUGCCCGUUUCUAUACCAAAAUUAUUAUCUCGAGAUUUGACAUAAAUGCUCGAUCCCUUGUAGUACCGUAUUAUGUCUCCAAAAAGUCCAAAUGAAAUGGAAGCUAAUCUAUAAACACACACAUCACAACGACUUUUUGUCUAGGCAAUAUAAAAGGAGCCUAAUUGCUUUAUUUUCAUGUAAUUCAUCUUCAGGUCCAUUAAAAUUUGUUGAUCUUAUCUUCAAAUGGUACAUUAGAUCACACCUUUAUUCUAAUAUUCCUAUUAAAACCCUUUAAAUCUCUCCUUUACAUCUUACCUCCAUUUUCAAAAAAAAUCAGCUUAAGUUCUUUGUAUAAGAACUUUUUAGAAAGAAUCUGGAAAAAAAGUGGUCAGCAAAAGUAACUUCAAAAAUAAUUUAAGAGCUUAAAACCCCCUUUUUUUUUUCUUUUUUUUUAAUGCUGAAAGAAUAAAGGGCUCCUUUUAAAGUUUGUAGUGCUUUGGCUCUUUGGAGAAAAAUAAAGAAAAUGGUUGCUGUUUACAACAAAGAGCUAUUGAGUUGGUAUUUGAUAACUCUAAAGCUCAGAGAAAAACUCCAAAAUGCUGAAACAUCAAAGCAACCUGAGCAGCAGCAGCAGCAGCAGCAGGCAAGGUUGCAACUCCCGUGCGAGCCGCUUCAAGUGAUGAUGGUCAAUGGGGAGUGCAGAAAGCCAGAGGAGAUGCAAAUCUUGCAAUCACCAGCAAAUCCACAAGAGUCUGAAUGGAUAAUCUCGAUCAAGGAGAAACUCGAGCGAGCAAGUAAUGAUGAUGUUGCUGGUUCAUGGACUAAAAUAUGCAUAUACAGAAUCCCACAUUUCCUGAGGGAUCAAGGGUUAGGGGAAGAAAAAGAAAAAGCCUAUGUUCCACAAGUAGUUUCCAUAGGGCCUUACCAUCGUGGCAGUCAGCGUCUCCAAUCGAUGGAACGCCACAAAUGGCGGGCCUUACACUAUAUGUUGAAGCGAAAGAGGCAAAGCAUCAAGCUCUAUCUUGAGGAAAUGCAGGAGUUAGAAGACAAGGCGCGAGCUUGUUAUGAAGGACCGUUGAGUCUAACAAGCAAUGAAUUUGUGGAAAUGUUGGUGCUUGAUGGUUGCUUCAUUCUCGAGUUCUUUAGGGGGUAUACCGAGGGGUUUGAGAACCUCGGUUAUGAGAGGAAUGAUCCUAUUUUUGCAAUGAGGGGGAUGAUGUAUUCCAUAAGACGAGAUAUGAUGAUGAUUGAGAAUCAAAUUCCUCUGUUUGUCCUGGAUAAGCUCAUUUUACUCCAACUGGGUGAUCAAAACCAGAAGAGUGUUAUUGCAGAUUUAGCAAUCAUAUUCUUUGAUCCAUUAUCACCCAUUGAUGAGCCUUUAACUGCCAGGCAAAUGACCAAGUUGAAAUCAUCUCUACACACGAACGCAGUGGCUUUUCAUCCUUUGUCAGACCAGGCUGGCCUGCAUUGCCUUGAUGUGUUUCGGAGGAGUCUGCUCAGGAAAGGUCCCGAGGCAGUUCCUAGGCAUUGGUUCAGGAAAUGGUCCCGAAGAAACCUAGUGGCUGACCACCGCAGGACUCAGCUCAUCCAUUGUGUAACAGACCUUAAGGAGUCUGGUAUUAAGUUCAAGAAGCGGAAGACUGAUCGUUUUUGGGAUAUCAAGUUCAAAAACGGAGUCUUUCAUAUUCCUCGGCUACUAGUUCAUGAUGGGACAAAGUCAUUGUUCCUCAACCUUGUGGCCUUCGAGCAAAGCCACCUAGAUUGCACCAAUGACAUAACAGCUUAUGUGGUGUUCAUGGAUAACUUGAUCGACUCAGCACAGGAUGUGAAUUACCUUCACUACUGUGGGAUACUUGAGCAUUGGCUAGGGAAUGAUGCUGAGGUUGCAGACAUGUUUAACCACCUUUGUCGAGAGGUGGUGUUUGACAUAAAUGAUAGUUAUCUCGCUAAGGUGUCUGAAGAGGUAAAUAGGUAUUAUGAUCAUAGAUGGAAUGCCUGGCGUGCGAGCUUGAAGCACAAAUACUUCUACAAUCCCUGGGCUGUCAUCUCAUUCCUGGCUGCUGUUUUCUUACUGUUGCUGACUGGAGCACAGACCUUCUACUCUGUCUUUGCUUAUUACGAGCCCCCCAAUUGAACACAAAGAAGGCCCCUUUCUCCCUAUUUUCUGAAUUUCUGGCAGCAGUGAUUAAAUUUUUCCUGGAGUUGUACAACUACAGGUGAUUUUGGUAGGAUUUUACAUGGAUUGUUUGUGGUUCUUUAGCCUUAUAUAUUGUUUAUUUUUUUCAUUAACUGUAAACAAGAGUAUUUUUUCUGGAUAAUAUUACCUCCAUCAGCAUUCCUUUCUAAUACGAAAUGUCAUAUCAUGUACUCAGUACGUUUAUACUCCCUUUCUAAGUAAAUAAUUGUCAU
This is a messenger RNA of Chenopodium quinoa (quinoa), 2484 nucleotides long. Its product is annotated as UPF0481 protein At3g47200-like. The record is from RefSeq and is a predicted model, not a curated record. NCBI's taxonomy places the organism in Eukaryota, Viridiplantae, Streptophyta, Magnoliopsida, Caryophyllales, Amaranthaceae. The coding region runs from base 599 to 2209 and encodes 536 amino acids. The transcript has a single exon.